AUGGCCGACUACAGCUUUGGUGGCAGCGAUGAAGAGAAUGCAGAAUUGAAGAAGCUGAACGCAGAAGUGCUCGAAGAACCAGAUAGCUUCGAACACUGGGAAAAGCUCGUCCGCGCCGCAGAGUCUCUCGAGGGAGGUCUCAACCGCAACUCCAGUCCACAAUCGAUCUCCGCUACUCGAGACAUAUACGAUCGCUUCCUUGCCAAGUUCCCCUUGCUAUUUGGAUACUGGAAGAAAUAUGCAGAUCUUGAGUUUUCCAUCGCGGGGACCGAGGCUGCGGAGUUGGUCUACGAACGUGGUGUAGCAAGCAUCACCAAUUCCGUUGACCUUUGGACAAAUUAUUGCGCCUUCAAAGUCGAGACCAGCCAUGACCCCGAUGUGAUCCGAGAACUCUAUGAGCGAGGCGCUAGCUCUGUAGGCCUGGAUUUCCUAGCGCAUCCCUUCUGGGAUAAAUACUUGGAAUUUGAGGAGCGUCUCGAAGCUCAGGACAAGAUUUUCCCAAUCCUUGACCGCAUAGUACACAUACCGAUGCAUCAGUACGCCCGUUACUUUGAACGUUAUCGACAUCUUGCCCAGAUCAGACCUUUGCAAGAGCUCUUACCUGCAGACAUGCUCGCCCAAUUUCGCGCGGAGAUUGAGAAUGAGGGUCCAGCAGAGCGUGGGGAGCUUGAGAUUGAGCGUGAGCUAAGGAGCCGUAUCGAUAAUUUUCACCUGGAGAUUUUCCAUCGGACACAAACCGAGACGACUAAGCGGUGGACCUACGAGUCAGAAGUCAAGCGACCAUACUUCCACGUCACCGAGCUUGACGAAGGCCAAUUGGUCAAUUGGCGAAAAUACCUCGAUUUUGAAGAGGUUGAAGGCGACUACAUGAGGACACAAUUUCUUUACGAGAGGUGCUUGGUGACCUGCGCCUAUUACGACGAAUUCUGGCUUCGCUACGCUCGCUGGAUGAUCGUACAAGAUGGAAAGGAGGAGGAGGUACGAAACAUCUAUCAACGUGCCAGCAUGCUCUAUGCACCCAUCUCAAGGCCAGCUGUCCGCCUGCAUUACGCAUACUUCGAAGAAUCAGUCGACAGAGUUGAGCUUGCGAAAGAUAUCCAUCAAGCUAUAUUGGUCAACCUACCCGGUCAUAUUGAGACCAUUGUCUCUCUGGCGAAUCUAUCACGACGCCACGGUGGACUGGACGCAGCAAUUGAAGUCUAUAAAUCCCAAAUCGACUCCAUGCAAUGCGAUAUCUACGCCAAAGCAGCAUUGGUCGCAGAGUGGGCACGAUUGCUCUGGAAGAUCAAAGGAUCCGUGGACGAAGCGCGCCAAGUCUUCCAGAAGAAUCAGCAUUGGUACCUCGAUAGUAGGCCAUUCUGGAUCAAUUACCUUUUCUUCGAGCUCGAGCAACCCACUAGCGCUGAAAGCGAGCCAACACAGUACAAGAGGAUUAAGCAAGUGCAUGAGGAUAUCAGGAAGAAGAGCCAUUUGCCGCCUCUCACCAUCAAAGACUUAUCACACUACUACAUGGUCUACCUACAAGAGAGAGGUACAAAGGAAGCAGCCAAGGAGUACAUGAUCUUGGAUCGUGAAGUCAACGGGCCCUUUUCUGUCCAAAACAUUAUGAAAGCAAAGCUCUCAGAGGACGGCAGAGAAGCUUCAACGCAACGACGCAUGAUGAUGGAGAAUGGACAUCCUGGAGUCGAGGUGGAUGAUGCCGCUAUCCGAAGAGGAGAGAACCCAUAUACCAAGUAUUACCAGCAGCAAGGAGAGCAGCAGCUUCCCAGUGACACUCAGCCCCAGCCUUUACGCUACCAGUAA
This is a messenger RNA of Letharia columbiana, 1803 nucleotides long. RefSeq lists its product as uncharacterized. Gene Ontology annotation, cellular component: commitment complex; U1 snRNP; U2-type prespliceosome. Gene Ontology annotation, molecular function: protein binding. The coding region runs from base 1 to 1803 and encodes 600 amino acids. The record is from RefSeq and is a predicted model, not a curated record. The transcript is spliced from 6 exons. Gene Ontology annotation, biological process: RNA processing; mRNA 5'-splice site recognition. NCBI's taxonomy places the organism in Eukaryota, Fungi, Ascomycota, Lecanoromycetes, Lecanorales, Parmeliaceae.